CAUACGUGUUCACACACUUUAAGUGUUGUAAUCUGAAAAUGGUUCACAUGUUUGUUUUGUUCUUCUUGUUUCAUCUGCUUGGUGUGUUUGGAGAUAUAGUUACAGUGAAGUCAGUGUCAGUGCUGGAGGGAGAUUCAGUCACUCUUCACUCUAAUCUUACUGAAAUGAUGGACGAUGAUCUGAUUCUGUGGAGGUUUGGAUCUGAAAACACUUUAAUAGCUCAAAUCAAUGUACUGGCCGGCAGAAUCUCUGUAUAUGAUGAUGUUCUUGAUGAGAGAUUCGGAGACAGACUGAAGCUGGAUCAUCAAACUGGAUCUCUGAUCAUCACAAACACCAGAACUGAACACACUGGAGUUUAUACACUAUUGAUCAGCAGUGUGAGGACGAGUUUCAGUCUCACUGUCUAUGCUCAUCUUCCUGUUCCUGUCAUCAGCAGUAACACUUCACAAUGUUCAUCAUCAUCUUCAUCUUCAUCACAUCAGAAUUGUUCAUUGUUGUGUUCAGUGGUGAAUGUGGGUCAUGUGACUCUCUCCUGGUACAAAGGAAACAGUUUAUUGUCCAGCAUCAGUGUGUCUGAUCUCAGCAUCAGUCUCUCUCUACCUCUGGAGGUGGAAUAUCAGGAGAAAAACAGCUACAGCUGUGUGAUCAACAAUCCCAUCAGAAACCAGACCACACAUCUCAACAUCACUCAACACUGUCACACGUCCAGGUACAGCAUCUGGUUCAUCUAUUCACUGAAUUAA
Carassius carassius (crucian carp) is the source of this 743-nucleotide messenger RNA. RefSeq names its product natural killer cell receptor 2B4-like. NCBI's taxonomy places the organism in Eukaryota, Metazoa, Chordata, Actinopteri, Cypriniformes, Cyprinidae. Bases 39 to 743 code for a protein of 234 amino acids. The transcript is spliced from 3 exons. The record is from RefSeq and is a predicted model, not a curated record.